CAAUAAGUGUGCUCUCCCUCCGCUUUUGCCGGCAAUGGCGGAAUCGACGAGGAAUCAAACCGGAGAUGGAAGAGAAGCAACUGAGGAAGAUGACUACAUGGCAGACCUGUCUCGUUUCCUUCCACCUGAGCCUUCCCAGACGUCCAAGAGAGUUCCUCCGAGAAAGGCUUCUGAUUCGAAAACAGCGAAUGUUGAACCAUCUAGGAAGAAACCCAAGGCCCUAAGUUGGCAGGAGAGACGAAAAGCUGAGAAAGAGAAGAAGCAAAUGGAAGAGGAUCAGCAGACAUUGGCUCGUAUAGACACUCCGAUUUCGGAGUCUAACAUAGGGUUUAAGCUGUUGAAGCAAAUGGGUUACACCCCCGGGUUGGCUCUUGGUAAAGAGGGGUCAGGUAGAGCUGAACCUGUGGGCCUGGAAAUUCGGAGAUCGAGGGCUGGGAUCGGUAGGGAGCACCCUCAUAAGGAGAAGAGGAGAAGGGAGGAGAUUGAGGCGGAUAAUAUAAAGAGAAAGGAGGAGGAACUGAUGUCGGACUUUGGGUCCAGACAGAAGUCCCAAUGGCGCAUUCGGAGAAUCAUGGUUAACUUUAGGAAGGCUAAGGCAGCUCUUGACCAGCUUGAGAACAAAGAAGUUGUUCCAGAGAAGAGAAAUGAGGAAGAAGAGGAUGGUAAAUCGGGUGAAGAAGAGGAAGAAGAAGAGGAGAUCACUGAAGAGGAUUUGCAAGAGAUAUUGAUUAAACUGAGGGAUGAAUAUCGGUAUUGCCUUUUCUGCGGAUUCCAGUAUGAAACAGCUGAAGCUCUUGCAUCCAACUGUCCUGGGAUAAAUGAAGAUGACCACUAGAUCAUUGAGUGAGGUGGAACACACAGAUACAUGUCUGGAAGCUCUUUGUCCAUAUAUGCAGGUUAACAAUUCUCUAAUGUUGCCAAAGGGCUUCAACAACAUUCAGAAGAACGACCAUGUCUGCAUAGGCAUAGGUUAUUCUGUUAGGUGAAGAGAAAGUUGCUGAUGGAGAUCUAGAAGUGGUCUUUAAAUAGCUGUAUUCGCAUGUAACCGAUCUAUUAGUGGAAACUAUUGGAACUAUUGAUUAUAAUCAGAUUAUUAUAUUCUUUGGGUCUGACA
Molecule: messenger RNA, 1114 nt
Organism: Tarenaya hassleriana
Lineage: Eukaryota; Viridiplantae; Streptophyta; Magnoliopsida; Brassicales; Cleomaceae
Product: G patch domain-containing protein 11
Exons: 5
Coding region: 35-835 (266 amino acids)
Cellular component (GO): kinetochore
Molecular function (GO): nucleic acid binding
Source: RefSeq, a predicted model, not a curated record